Trichoderma aggressivum f. europaeum is the source of this 933-nucleotide messenger RNA. RefSeq lists its product as uncharacterized. The transcript has a single exon. The record is from RefSeq and is a predicted model, not a curated record. Lineage: Eukaryota; Fungi; Ascomycota; Sordariomycetes; Hypocreales; Hypocreaceae. Bases 1 to 933 code for a protein of 310 amino acids.
AUGGCUGCUACCGCAACUCAAACCGAGGUGCUCUUCUUCAACCGAAGGCCCUCACGAACUUCAACUGCGGCGUCAUCUCUUCCGCCAGCCUACGACCCCGGCAGCUACGAACUCAGGCCCCUAUCCACCACUUCCUCAAGCUCCAGCAAUUCUCCUCCUCAAUAUGACACCCUCGAUGCCGGCAGCUCGUCCUCUUCAUCUCAACCAGCAUUCCACUGCACAAAGGCCUUCCAGAUCGAAACACGAGGCCAACCUCUCAUUGCUCUACCCAUUCCUCCUCGACCGGUUCCCAUCCCCGUAUACAACGUAGAUCUCUCUUCAGAUGCCGUUACAGGUCUCGCCUACGAGUCACUUCGUCCGCUUCGAAACUCGGGCAACUGCAGUCUUAUCCGGGCUGGUGACUCGGAGGAGAAUCCCGUCUGUCGCACUACAUAUCGAUGGGGCCCUGGUAGACCGCCCAGGAUGGAGCUUACGGGAGACAUGGCUCUUGAUGAAGAGUUUGAAGUCGUGAGCAAGGGACUUACUACGAGAUCGCAAGUGUUCCGCACGCAUCUUGGUACAUUCCAGUGGCGUUAUGCCAGACGCGAGGAGAGGAGGGCGGCUGGAGCGAACAAUUUGAUGGUGCUCGAUCGGAUCAUCAUGGUGGCUCUUGAGGGCGGAGGCCAAGAAGAGAGGGGGACUCCCGUGGCGAAAUUCCUGAGGAACGAAAUGGUGAGGACGCCUGGAACGAAGGCGACGACGGCUGGGAACGGGGGAAGGCUGAUGAUGAAUUUGACCGAGUGGGAGAGGACCAAGGGGGAGGCAGAGCAGCUGGAGGUGUUGGUGGUUGCUAGCUGCUUGUUGAUGCUGAAGAAGGAGGUUGAUAGGAGGAGGAUGCAGCAGGCUAUUGCUACGACAUCGCCGUGUUAUUUCGCCGCGGCGGCCAUUCACUGA